AAUCACUUCGCUCGAAGCGCACACCAUAGAAGCCCGGCUCUACUUCGUAGGCGAGCGAGUAGAGAGGACUACCGUAAAGAGGGGAGUAAAGCACAUUACUAUUGUACAUGCUUUCCCUUUAAUGAGCAGUACGUUAUAUAAUGUCCGAGAAUGUCCAUUUCUGGAACUCUAAGCAACUACUAUGUCGAUUCUAUUAUAAGUCAUGAGGGAGAAGAUCCGAAUGCGUCCCGCUUCUCCAAUGUACAGUACUCCAGCGCUAGACAACCGGGACCCGGCGAGCAUCCCGAGUUUCCCUCUUGUAGCUUCCAGCCCAAGCCUCCAGUGUUCAGCUCUUCGUGGAGUCCAUUCAGUUCCCACGCGUCUAAUGGCUUACCCGCGGUCUACCAUCCCUACAUACCGACACAGCCAGUGCCUUCAACGGAUACUCGAUACCUCCGGACAUGGCUCGACUGUGCCCCGAGAGCAGAGCCGCUGCCCGGGCAGGGACAGGUCAAGAUGGAGCCGCUCCUGGGACAUCUCGGGGAACCGCCAAAACUCGUUGGGCAGCACGAGUAUAUCUUGGAGUCCUCCACAGCACGGGAGAUAAAUUCUGGUCACAGCGCAGGAUUUGAAGACAAUAAGGACAUAUGCGAAGGCAGCGAAGACAAAGAGGGACCGGAUCAAAACGACCCAUCUGCCAACUGGUUACACGCUCGAUCAUCCCGGAAGAAACGCUGUCCAUACACGAAAUAUCAGACCUUGGAACUAGAGAAGGAAUUUCUGUUCAAUAUGUACCUCACCCGAGACCGAAGACACGAGGUUGCUCGUCUACUGAACUUGACGGAGCGACAAGUAAAAAUAUGGUUCCAAAACAGAAGGAUGAAAAUGAAGAAAAUGAAUAAGGACCAGCCCAAAGAAUAACGCAGACUGGUACUAGGCGUUCGAGCCAUUUACAAGGAGUCUUUUAAUCUGGAAGCUGAUACACCGUUGUUUCAAUGCAUUCAAGAGAAAACUCAAACGCGCACUCACACGCCAUUUUCCGUAUGACUGGACAUUGUUAAGUCUAGAGUAAAAGGAAGAGGUGAGAUGAUGAAAACCUCAUGUCAUCUCUCCCUAUACUAUUAUUGCAUUUUAUGACUUGUGUUAAAGAAACGAACAUUGCAUCAGGAAAUAAACAGGUGAUUAAGAACUGCUUUCAACAAGCUAACUAAAUCUGGAAUAUUCUUCUUUUAUAAAGUUGUUCUAUGUAAUUCUGCUUUCCGAUCAUUCCUUUUUGUCAUUGACGUGUGCUAAUAGAAAAAGAAAAUGUAUGUAACACAAGCCUUAUUCUAUAUACAAGGAACGUUUUGCUUCUGUUAAGCAUGUUCAAGAGGUUUGCUAAACGACAAGUGAGUUACAACACAGUUAUUAUUAUUAUUAUUAUUAUUAUUAUUAUUAUUAUUAUUAUUAUUAUUAUUAUUAUAAGCAGUGCUGAUGCCAUCUGUGAAGUUAUUGUUAAAAAGUGCGUAUGCUAACAGGCUUUCAAAACCUGAAGUGUACUAUAAGUAAAUUUGAUAAUUAUUAGCACAAUUAUAAAACAUCACACAUCUUUGGUGACUCGAUUAUAAUAAUAAUAAUAAUAAUAAUAAUAAUAAUAAUAAAAACAACAACAACAAUAAUAAUAAUAAUAAUAAUAAUAAUAGUAAUACUGUCCCAGUUUUUCUUAAGAUGUUUCUUGAUAGCUUCAGUUGUGUUUGUUUUGUUUGGGGUUAAAUUCAAGAAUCAAGCUGAUUAAAUUAAACAAAAAUGAAUCGUUUACCUAUUCAUUUCUGUUAAAAUACUUUCUAAAAUACUUAUAUAAAAUUAGAGUUCAAGUUCCGAGUGUAUGUUUGUAGCGUGCCAGUAACCAUAGAAUUAAUUCGUGCUUAAAUUUAACAAAUUUAAUCACAGAUUUGGUCGCAGUUGUUUACAUAAAUUUGCGCAUGCCUUGUAUUGUGUAGUUUUCUUAUGUACGUGUUAUUGAGAAAAAAAGUAUUAAUUUGCAUCUGUUUUAUGUACCGUAACUUUAAUUUAUUGUAAAUACGUUAAUAUUUUUUUCCGUUUGAAUUGAAUGUUUUAUAUGUUGUAAGAACAAUUUCAAUACUUCAUACUUGAAUGAGCUGAUACAAGUAACCUUUGAUUUUGCUAUUUGUUUACAAGUUUCAUGUAUAUGUCCAGAAUCAUGUCCGUUCUUUGUAUUGUCAGUAAUGUACUUUUAUGUAUUUACAUAUAGCUUUUUUAUUUGUAUGUUUUGUUUCUGUGAUAUGACUUUACUAAAAUAUAGAGCGCGCCUAUCUUCUGAUGUCAAUCGCUCUUUAUAUUGUUAGUGGCAAAUAACAAUUUCUUCAGGAAGAAACAACAGUUAGUGCUGUUUUCUGACACUAUCUAACACAAACAAACAAUAACAUCGUCAAUAUGUUUAAACAUAAUGCAAAGACCCAAUUUAACUCCCAACACAGCGUCUAAAUUAUAGGCUAUUUGUACACAACUGCUCCGUCUCUUUUCAUGUUAUAGUUUUAUUUUUUGUGCCAUUGCACUGUUGAUGCUGGACUCAUUAAAAGUUUACAUAUAGACCACAAA
Danio rerio (zebrafish) is the source of this 2577-nucleotide messenger RNA. RefSeq names its product homeobox B9a (gene hoxb9a). Gene Ontology annotation, molecular function: DNA binding; DNA-binding transcription factor activity, RNA polymerase II-specific. Gene Ontology annotation, biological process: regulation of DNA-templated transcription; DNA-templated transcription. The record is from RefSeq and is marked validated. Gene Ontology annotation, cellular component: nucleus. NCBI's taxonomy places the organism in Eukaryota, Metazoa, Chordata, Actinopteri, Cypriniformes, Danionidae.